GUCACACUCUCACAACAUACAACAACACCUCGAGUUCUCAACCAACUUCCAGCAAACAGCUCACAACUCAAUACAUACUCACCAACCUACAACCCUCAGAGUCUGCAAAGAUUCCAAACCCUAAAAGCUGGCAAACAUGUCAGCUACGAAAGAUCUCCCACCCGCAAUUCUCACUCUCACAAAAGCAACAAUCCGACCCUACCACAAAACAGACGCACCCGCCCUCUCUACCGCAGCAAACUCACCCUCCGUAUCCCGCUACCUCCGCGACUCCUUCCCCCGCCCCUACACCCUCGCCGACGCAGAGUCCUGGAUCGCGAUGAAUUCCAGCGACGGCGGCGCGCCGGUGUACAACUGGAUCAUCGCCUGUCCGGAAACGGGGAGGCCUAUGGGGAGCAUCGGGCUCGUGCCGGGGAAGGAUGUGUAUGCGAGGGGGUAUGAGCUGGGGUAUUGGCUUGGGGAGGAGGAUUGGGGGAAGGGGGUUAUGGGGUGUGUUGUGCCUGCUUUUGUGAGGUGGGUUUUCGAGGGGAUGGGUGGUGGGGAGGAGGACGAGGAUCGGAAGACGGAGGUUGAGAGGGUUUGGGCAGGUGUUUUUGAGGCGAAUGAGGGGAGUCAGAAGGUUCUUGAGAAGAGUGGGUUUGUGUUUGAGGGGAGGGCGAGGAGGGCUGUUGUUAGGGAUGGGAUUGUGAUGGAUGAGCUUUUGUAUUCUGUUAUUAGGGACGACUUGGAAAAGUGAUCAUGAUCAUGAUCGCUCAGUGCAAUAUUGCCACCUAUGUAAAUUUCCCCAGACGCCUCAAUCUCUUCACAACAUGGGUGAGAGUUGUCUUGACCGAGCAACGGUAGGUCUCAGUUGGUGAAGAGCAUUCGUGUCGAGAAGCUUGAUAAAUGUAGCUCGAUCAUACAGUCGCGUCUGGGCAUCUAGGCUCCAAACAGGAGGCACUAGGCUACGAUCCCCGUGAGCUUCAAUAACCAAAGCGUGGUAGUCGCCGUCUGCCACCCAAGGAAAGCAGUCAAAUGGCGGGGCCUGUUUUAAGCAGUGA
Molecule: messenger RNA, 1040 nt
Organism: Colletotrichum acutatum
Lineage: Eukaryota; Fungi; Ascomycota; Sordariomycetes; Glomerellales; Glomerellaceae
Product: acetyltransferase
Exons: 1
Coding region: 137-736 (199 amino acids)
Molecular function (GO): acyltransferase activity, transferring groups other than amino-acyl groups
Source: RefSeq, a predicted model, not a curated record